This is a messenger RNA of Anneissia japonica, 2126 nucleotides long. RefSeq names its product vesicle transport through interaction with t-SNAREs homolog 1B-like. The record is from RefSeq and is a predicted model, not a curated record. NCBI's taxonomy places the organism in Eukaryota, Metazoa, Echinodermata, Crinoidea, Comatulida, Comatulidae. Gene Ontology annotation, cellular component: SNARE complex; Golgi apparatus; ER to Golgi transport vesicle membrane. Gene Ontology annotation, molecular function: SNAP receptor activity; SNARE binding. The coding region runs from base 60 to 737 and encodes 225 amino acids. The transcript is spliced from 6 exons. Gene Ontology annotation, biological process: vesicle fusion with Golgi apparatus; Golgi to vacuole transport; macroautophagy.
CCAUUUCGACGGAAGUGCUGCAGUGCAAGUUCUGUAUAUUGGAGUCGGCAUCUAGCAAAAUGUCAUCUGAAAAGUUUGAAAACUUAGAAGAAGAUUAUAGGAUAUUAUAUGACGAUUUAAAAAGAAAAAUAGACACUCGUAUUCCACGAUGUUCAGGAGAAGAAAAGAAACAAUUGACACGAGAGGUGGAACGAGGCUUGGAGGAAGCUACCGAAUUGCUUCAGGAUAUGGAGGCAGAGGCCCGGCCUGCACCAGGUACCUACCGCACACAGAUGAAUCAGAAAGUCAGGAAUUUUAGGAGAGAUCUAGACAAACUUAAAAGAGAUCUUAAACGUGUCAGUGGGUCAGGGGGUAGAGAUGACCUUUUCACUGGAGGCACCUAUCAGCGUGACAACCUAGAUAAUGAAAUUUCUUCAAUGCAUGCAAAUCAAAGAACACGUCUUAUACAAGGAACAGAGAGUUUGAACAGAGCAUCUGGCAGCUUAGACAGAACUCAUCGGAUUGCUGCUGAAACUGACGAAAUUGGUGUUGGAAUAAUUGAAGAACUAGGUGGCCAGAAGGACCAACUUUUAAGUACUAGAGAUAAGAUGAAUCAGAAAGUCAGGAAUUUUAGGAGAGAUCUAGACAAAUUUUCUUUUAGGGUGAUGACUAACAAAAUGAUCUUAAUGUCAAUAAUUCUGGCUGAGCUUGCCAUUCUUGGGGUUGUAAUCUGGUGGAAAUUCUUCAGUAAAAAAUAGCAGCGCACAUGAUAAAAUUUUGACGGUAAUGAUGAAACUUAUAGCAACACAUAUAUAUAUAUAUAUAUUACUGUACCAGUUUACAUCAACUUUGAAUCAUAACAUUCCAAUGCAAUAUUGAUUGUUUAAAUGUUAAGAAAAAAUGUUUAUAAAAUUUAGAUGCACUGUACAGUGUGAGUUCAAUCAAGAAAGAAAGUGAAACUGCUGCUGAUCAGAGCUUCCAGUCAGGGUCUUUAUUCUUGUCUGUUGAACUGAAGAAACCAUGCUUGUCCAACAAGAAAACAGUACAUUGUUGCUCAAUAUUAGGCGAGACAUCUUUUAUACCUACUGUACCUUAUAAAUGGUCAGAGGAGGGCGGAAAAAAAAUAAUAAAAUUUUGGUUAUUCAUUUAGCAAAAACAUCCAGAUGGAGAACAUAAAAAUAAAAUUUUAUUGGUGAAUGUAAAUAGUGUAGUAAUGGGAUGGUUAAAUGUUGUAAAUUUAUAUAAUUAGGAAGAAAUAUACAUAUCUUAAUUUUGGAGAUAUCAAGGUAACAGCUGGUAAUAAAAAUAAAGAAUAAAUUUUUAUUUUUUUCUGAAAUUGCUAUCUUUUUUUAUUUUUAUUUGAAAUCAUUAUUAUUGGCAGGCGCUGGGUUCGCUAAACAAGGUAUAAAAAAAAUGCUCGCCUUAUGAAUUGGAAAUUGUCUGAAUAUCAACUUUUUAAGUUGUCACAUUUAUUUAAAAUCAUCCUUAUUUUUGUAACAUAAUUAUGUUCUCAAGCUAAUUCAUAAAGUUGAUGAAAUGUACUGUUAAUACAGUACAGUAAGAUAGUGCAAUUCAGUUGGUUUUUACACUGAGAAUUGUAAGUAUAUUAUCUACUUGGAAAUAAUAAUAAAUAAUAUACACACGAAGGCGCUAAUGGUAAUUUGAUUGUCUCAAAUAAGGUUUUUGAGUAUAUUAUGCCAAAAAAUGUUUGUGUUGCCCAAGUAACCAAAACAAACCAAAAUUUUAAAAGUCAUCACCCCCACCCCACUCACCCACCCACCCAAAAAACGCAUUAGAAAAGGACGUUUUUCAAGCUGAAUGUAAUAAAUUUAAUACCUUUUACAAUAUGUUAGUCCUUUGGUUUCAAUUUUACCCAGAAACAUAUUAGUUGAAGGAUGCUUGGCAACAACUUUAGAAUUGUGCCCAUGCCUAUACGGUGGUAAAAACAAGUUCCUCACUGACCGACACUGAUCUCCAAAUAUGAUAGUGCUUAAGUGGGCAACACAGUACUAUUUCUUUGGCCUUAUUCAGAAAUAUGUUCCUUAUUCAAUUAAGAGUGCAAACAUUUUAAUCAGAUAUUUGUGGUCAAUAAGCAUCAUGUAGAACUAAUGUAAAUAAAAUGUAUACUGUAUAUUCAAGCGAAAAAA